GCCUAAACAAACACGAAGCAUUACAGGUCGGUGUUAGACACGACAGUCAGUCCAGUCAGUUCACGAGUGACGAACGGGCAUUAAAUAUUGCCAAUAAUCUUGAAAAAGGAAUAACCAGAGGAUUAAAAUGGCUGUCGCACAAGAGAGCUGGCCAAAGGGUCGAUGCCUCGGCUGGCCCUCGACUACUCCCCGCGGGCCCUGCGCUGCUAUAGGCUCAAACCCUGGACCAGGUGCAUACGGUCUCCCGACCCUCGUCGGACAGCCAAAACACGACCCAAGGAGCACGAAAAACAGGAAUCCCGCUUUUCCAUUUGGCACGAGACACGGAAAGCUAGUCGACGAAUGCGGCCCUGGACCAGCUCACUAUCCAGAUGCUAAAAUAACACGUUACGGCGCUGACGGAACCCCACAUUACACGUUGAAGGAUAGGACCGCUCUUGCUAGGCCCGCCAAUAACCCAGGACCGGGAAGUUACUCCCCAGAAAAAGCUGGUCAACAAGCUCAUUUUCACGCACCCCAAUUUAGCUUCGGAGCGAGGAAUAAAAAUAGGGGACAGGAUAAGACUCCUGCUGCCAAUUCUUAUACCAUGCCAAGUAUGAUGAGCCGAACAGUGCAGAGCAAUAAAAAGACGGCACCUUGUUAUUCAGUACGGGGAAGAAGUAAGAUCGGAGGCUUCCAUGAGGACUUACAGAAGACCCCCGGGCCAGGAACAUACACCACGACUACACCUCAUAUCUACAAGGCCAAAUCUCCCGCCUAUACGUUAUCUGGCCACUGUGCCAUGCCUGGAGACGGCACGCAGAAACCUGGACCUGGAGCUCAUAGUCCUGAAAAGGUUACAGUCAAUAGACGCUCUGCCCCCGGCUAUGCGUUCGGCUUGAGACAUUCACAAUACAUGACACCCUUAAUAGCUGAUUGCCCUAAUGACGAUUAGUUGACAAAAGGUGAUUAUUAAUAAGAGAGCAGCUCCCGGAUGGCACAUGGGUCUCAGGCACAGUCAGUAUAUCUGCCCCCUGAUCGAGAAUGUCGUCGAUUGAUAAGCUAGGUGGAAAUAGCGACACUGACGGGAUGUUCAACUUACCACCCGCGAUAACCGAUGGGGCGAACACAAGGACCACGAUUGCCUUCAGACUGGGGCUUAUUUUAGCAGUAACACUGAUUCAUUGCUCUUACUUCGGUGGAAAAUUCUAUGAACAUCUCGUCUGUUUCGAGAACCUUGUGUAUAAUUGGUGGAACUGAUGACAUUACUUGGAUUGCAACCGCAGUGGACUAAUUUAAAGUGGACUGUUUUAAAGAUUCGCGAUGGAUCAGGUGUAUCUUUUCGUACGGCUGCGAUUUUGCUCCAAGUCUUUCAUUUCUGCUCCAACGCCAGUGUAAGGUUUUUGGUUGUUCUCCAUAUUUCACAGUUUCCACAGACAACUUGGGACACCACGACUUAUCGGUUUGGGGAAACAAAGGAAAACGUGUCAAUCAGUCUUUAAGAGUUUCUUAACAUUGAGGGGAAACACUGAGAAGCGGCAACACUCAUUUACGUUACACUGGGUGUCUUAGCGAAAUUUGGCUGAGACUUUUAUAAGAUUUUGUAAAACAGACUGUCUAAAACUGCUGAAAUUGCGCCUAGGUCAUGAAUCAGUAUACUGUGGUAGACUCUAAUCCACUCUAUUGGUGGACAAGUUUUUUAAACAUAUAUUCAUUUGCCAAAUGUCACACACAGUAUGUUUAGUCUUGACGUAGUUGUUUUGAGCGUGGGCGUGUUUACUAAUGAAUUAGUAGUCCAUACACCAAACCAAUCAUUAGAAAACUGUAUUUUGUUAUUUUACCAAUAUAGAAGCGUGAUUGUGAUAUUCAUCAGACACUCGUGCUGUAGUAUUCAUUAUCAAUCGAAUAAGAGAGAAUGGGGGCUUCCGUGAAGUAAAGCACGUGUCCUUCAUGUGAUCUAGAACCAUUAUGUGAUUUUUAGUAAAUACUAUAACCAUAGCCAAAUACUUUCAUAUUAACUUAUGGAAAGCUCAGUUCCCAGUACAAUGGUCUGACAACAGAAUCUCUGCUUAUUCCACUAUCUGUGAAUUCUAUCCUCACGUAAACUAGCAGUGACCUUUUUCUCAUUCAAAUCAUUAUCCUGAGCAUGUCUAUCCAUCAAUGUGUUAAGACCGUCAUUUAUCAGUGGAUUAAUCGAAGCGACCGAUUUCUCCAACUCAUCUAAUUUCUUUGCUGUAGAGUUCUACUUUUUUUCUGUCUGAUGUUAAUGUAAAUAUUGUAGCCUUUGAUGCGGUGUUUGUAAAUAUAAGCAGUAUACAUGGACUUACUAGUGUAUAUUUUACCAGUUCUCAUACUUAGCAUUUUAUUAACAAAACUAUGGAACACUACGUUUUUAAUUGCACAACCAAGGAAGAUUGCGUUGAUGUCUCCUUGCACGAACUUACUCUUUCGAAACGCAGGACACAUAUUAUUUUGAUGUACAUUUUAUUUUACCAGAUCUUGAAUGAGCAAGUUGCAUGGUCUAUUUCUACUUUACAUGUUCAUUACCUCAGUCUAUCUUGGGUAUGGACGGGUAGAAAAGCUAUGUAUUUGUAACGUUUUUUUGCCGUAAAUGAAUCUGUACAUCACUUUUAUUGGAGAUGUAUAUAGAAUCCGUCCAAAUAUACGGUGUUUGUAGUAAAUGGGUCAUGACCUCUUCAUGCAGUGUGUCAGAAAAGGCUGUAAAUGACGUUACGGAAGGGUGCCUUUCAUCAAUGUACCUUGCAAAUGCAUGCCUAUUCAACCGUUUCUGAGACACGCUGUAGAACCUUAAUCUAAUCAUAUUAGUUAGGAGUCGGUAUGAUAUCGAGCUUGUCGGAGCAGCUGUGCAUUUCCUUUACCAACUGUGAUGGUGGUGUAGGCAAACUAGAUGUGAGGUGGACGUAGAUAUCAUAUUGAAAACCGUCUGUGAUCGCUGUAUACUGCACCCAAAGUGGUGUAGAAUUGUGGAAAUAAAUUGACCUUCUACAUA
Molecule: messenger RNA, 2989 nt
Organism: Lineus longissimus
Lineage: Eukaryota; Metazoa; Nemertea; Pilidiophora; Heteronemertea; Lineidae
Product: ciliary microtubule associated protein 1A-like
Exons: 6
Coding region: 128-934 (268 amino acids)
Source: RefSeq, a predicted model, not a curated record